Messenger RNA from Linum tenue, 1523 nucleotides. The record is from the annotation of a GenBank genome assembly. Lineage: Eukaryota; Viridiplantae; Streptophyta; Magnoliopsida; Malpighiales; Linaceae.
UAAUGGGCCCGCGGAAACUAGUUUGGACUUUGGAGUGAAGAAAGCCAGCUAGCUCUCUUCUUCGCUUUCCUAAAACCCGCCUUCAACCCUUUGUUCUUCUUCCACGGACGCAGUUUUUCGCGUAGUAGAAAAAGCUGCUGCCUUCGAAUCGAAAGCUUUGCCCAGUGAGGGAGAAACAAGUAAACGGCUUAGCAAUGAGCUCACUAGCUUCGAGAUUCUCUAGCUUGUUACGAGUCUCUCGUACAAGCUCCCUCGUUUCUUCUUCAGGAGAUUGUGCUCAGAAAAGCUUGAGGGCGUGGUGCUCGUCGGUAUCGUUUGAUGAUGUUAAUAAUAACAAUGAGGUGAAGGCUGAGGAAAUUGAACCCGAGUUUGACGACUUCAUUGGUGACAAGCUGCCUGAUAUGCAACUCCAAGGUGUAGACCCUGGCAAAGGCUGGGGAUUCCGCGGUGUACAUAAGGCAAUAAUUUGUGGCAAAGUGGGACAAACUCCUGUGCAGAAGAUCUUGAGAAAUGGUCGAAGUGUAACAAUCUUUACUGUUGGAACUGGUGGAAUGUUUGACCAGAGACUGUUAGGAGCCAGAGACCUUCCAAAACCAGCACAAUGGCAUCGAAUCGCUGUGCACAAUGAAGCUCUUGGGGCUUAUGCAGUUCAACAAAUCGCCAAAAACUCUACUGUUUUUGUCGAGGGGGACAUUGAAACUAGAGUUUACAAUGACAGCAUUAGUGGAGAAAUAAAAAACAUACCAGAAAUAUGCGUUCGUCGUGACGGUAGAGUACGUCUCAUAAAAGGAGGGGAAAGCAAGACUAACUUCGAUCUUUCCUUCGAGGAUCUCCGAGAAGGAUUGUUUAACUGAUUGUUCGGUUUCCAUAUCACGGGUGAUAGUCAAACUAACACAAGGAACAAUCACGGAUCUAGCCAGCUUUGAUGUAAGAGAUUGAGUCAAAAUUGGGAUAACUGUUCGAUGUUUGUGGGAACUUUUCAUCAUCAAUCAGUCUCUUCCUCUCUCUCGUCCUCCCUCCGUGCUUAGUUAGCGAAGGGCUUCAGACCUUUGUGAACGAAGAAUUUUAUGUCUAUAAUCAUUUCUCAAAGCUUGAUUAGUAAAUCCAUAUUUGCUGAUAGUGAUGGAGUUUGGUACUUUAUAUUACGUAUCUAUGCAGUGAUUCAAUAGGAUGGCAAUAGUGUCUACACCAGCUGUGAGAUCCUGAUAAUGGUGUAGGUUUAAUUCUACCUUCACUCAGUGUUCUAGAGUAUGCAAGCAAGACCUAAUUUCUAGUAACUUUAACGUCUGCACACGUUCUGGUUUUUCAUUUGACAUUCAAUGAUUUUUUAACAUGAUUUAUUCAUCACCUAUUGCUGUGUGUCCAAUGGAUUGGUUUUACUUGUUCUAGGUGUGAUUGCCAAUACCACCAGCCAGAUUUAGGGUUCUUAUUCUGGAGCCAAGUGGCUAUAUGCAGAUGUUAGAGAUGUGGGGAUUUGUGGUUAAGCUUUCUCGUCGCAUCUUAAAGCUUUUUUUUUUUUUUUU